This is a messenger RNA of Seminavis robusta, 888 nucleotides long. The record is from the annotation of a GenBank genome assembly. Lineage: Eukaryota; Bacillariophyta; Bacillariophyceae; Naviculales; Naviculaceae.
AUGAAAAUCAAGCGCGUUGGGUUUGGCCGUGAUGCCAAAGGGAAACCAAGAAUCAAAGUGCCGAUUCCUGUGGCUCUAUUCUUUCUCGGUCUCUUGGCCAUGCUUGCCACAAGAGUGCUCUUUAUUAGUGAUUCCACACCAUCGGCAGGCAUUACUACCGAUGGAAUCCUUUUCCAGACAGCUCCUUCGUCUCCGGGUACUUCUGUCAAGUUAAAGGUGCCCACUCCUGUCCUGGUGCCUAGUUUGCCCAAAUCAGGCACAACGUCCAUUUGGAAGUAUUUUCUGUGUGGCCUGGGGAAGGGACAAGCCGCUCAUCAAUGGGGGAGUAUUGCCAACGGCACGGCUCAGGUCCGACUCGGCAAAUGCUUCCAAGCCAAUAUCAAAAAACACAGACCACUCUUGCAAGGCUGUGGUGACUCUUACAAGGUGUGGACGGAUGCUGGGUUUUUAUCGCCGGGAUCCUGCUUUUACCCGUCGAUUCACGGCGGAUUGGAAGCACUAUACGAAUCGUACCCUCAAGCGACUAUUCUCAACAUUGUUCGCAAUACGGACGCUUGGGUGAAUAGCACCUCCGAAUUCAACAAUCUAUGGACCCGAUGGGGCGAAAAAUGCGACAAGUUUCCGGGUCCCAAAGCCACCAGAGAAGAUUAUACCAAGUUUUAUGACGGGCAUACCGAAAUGAUUCGACAAUUUGCCAAGGAGCAUCCAUCCAUGACCUACUUGGAGAUCCCACUGGAGAGUCCCGACACGGGAAAAAUGUUGGAAGAAGCAACUGGUGUCAAUCAGAGUUGUUGGCUGAACAGUCGAACUAUGAAAGGUAGACGUGCUCGUCCCUAUCUCAAAAAGCUGCGAGAAAUGGAGAAGCAAUGGCAAGUUAAAGCACCAUGA